AACCCGUCCAAUCCCAUCCCGUACCAUCCCAUCUCUGCUCUGUAAAGUUCCGGUCGUCUCCUCCAGUGUCGUCCGUAUUUUCUCUCUGAUUUUUGUUGUUACGUUUCCCCUUCCUCUCUCUUCUAUUCUCUAUAAUCUGAAUUAAUCUGAAUUGUUGCGUUGGUUUGGGUACUGAUAUCAUAAAGUUAAUAAAAUAAAAAAGGAUAAAAAACUUAAAAACCGAAGAAGAAUGCUAAAGGGAGGCUUUAAACGACGACGUUCAACAUCACCCAAGAUUGUCGCCAGGUCAAAAUGCCCGGUGAAAAAGGAGAAAGCCUACUCUAUCACCGGCAGAGGAGGAGAAGAGACAGCGAACUGAGCGAAGUGCAGGGAGAAAAGGGAGCAUUGGAGAAGAGAGAACAUAAAAGUUCAACGGUGUUAAUAAUUUUCCGGUUGCAUGUCAUGAGUUGGCUAUGAUUUGGCAAGAGCCAAGAGGUGAUUACCUGGCAUUUUGUUAUUGGA
Molecule: messenger RNA, 501 nt
Organism: Rubroshorea leprosula
Lineage: Eukaryota; Viridiplantae; Streptophyta; Magnoliopsida; Malvales; Dipterocarpaceae
Source: the annotation of a GenBank genome assembly